Molecule: messenger RNA, 995 nt
Organism: Beta vulgaris subsp. vulgaris (sugar beet)
Lineage: Eukaryota; Viridiplantae; Streptophyta; Magnoliopsida; Caryophyllales; Amaranthaceae
Product: ribonuclease 1
Exons: 3
Coding region: 124-822 (232 amino acids)
Biological process (GO): RNA catabolic process
Cellular component (GO): extracellular region
Molecular function (GO): ribonuclease T2 activity; RNA binding
Source: RefSeq, a predicted model, not a curated record
UGUAUGCGCACACUAUAAAUAACCGGCCAUAUACAUCAUUAUCUUCCAUCAGAUCUAAGCUUAACCUUCUCAUCAUCACAAGUUUAAGCCAAGAUAUUAAGAGAAAGAAGAGGAAGAGAAAAAAUGGCAGAAAAGGGGGGUUUAAUGUUAUUAAAGCUUGUUUUACUUCUAAGUUUAUCAACUGGUGCUCUUGGCUACCGAAGUGGUGGUUUCCGUGCAUUUUACUUUGUGCAACAGUGGUUGGGAUCAUACUGUAAUCAAAGAAACACACCAUGUUGUUACCCACCAACAGGAAAGCCAAACCCAGAUUUUACAAUUUAUGGGCUAUGGCCUUACUACAAUGAUGGUAGUUUCCCCUACAAUUGUGGGGAUGACAACUACGACGUUGGCCGGAUUAAGUACAUGCAAGACAGGCUACGAAAAUCAUGGCCAACUUUCACAUGCCCACAAAUAGGAAGGAAAUUUUGGGUACAUUUGUGGAAUAAGCAUGGAACAUGCACCAAAUCAAUGCUUGGUGAAAUAGACUACUUGGAAGGUGCUUUACAUCUCAAGAGCAAGGUUAACGUCUUCCAAGCCCUCUUGAGAGCCGGAAUCCGACCCGACAACCGGUUUUAUUCUCUCAAGUCCAUCAAGAAGGCCAUUGCUCGAGCCACUGGGUUUCACCCUUGGAUUGUUUGUAACACAAAUGCUCAAGGUCACAAGCAAAUUUGGCAGGUUACUUUGUGUGCAGAUAAAACUGCCAAGAAACUCAUCAAAUGUCCUUACAUUCCUAGAGGACGUGGUAAUUGUGGUAACAGAAUCCAAUUUCCAUCCUAUUAUUAAGGACAAUUAAUUAUUGUAACAAUAAUGAAGUACAAGUAGUAUUAAGCUAUGACUAUAUAUCCAAAUUGUCAUUAAGGUAAAGGACUGUUUCCACUUUUUAUCAUGUACUUGUAUAUUAUAUGCUCAAUAUAUUUAAUUAAUAUUCAACCUUCAAUAGCAUUCAUCAUUUCAUA